Psammomys obesus (fat sand rat) is the source of this 5111-nucleotide messenger RNA. RefSeq names its product phospholipase D1 (gene Pld1). The transcript has 29 exons. The coding region runs from base 231 to 3542 and encodes 1103 amino acids. Gene Ontology annotation, biological process: intracellular signal transduction; regulation of microvillus assembly; phosphatidic acid biosynthetic process. Gene Ontology annotation, molecular function: phosphatidylinositol binding; D-type glycerophospholipase activity. The record is from RefSeq and is a predicted model, not a curated record. NCBI's taxonomy places the organism in Eukaryota, Metazoa, Chordata, Mammalia, Rodentia, Muridae.
CGGGGACCCCCUGAAGCCGCCGCCGCCGCAGCCGCAGAGACAGUGCCAGAGCCGCAGGCCCGCAGAUGCUCGGUACUGAGAUAUGAUGGCAAUUUGGAACAAGAACCGCUGUCAAUAGACAGGAAAGAAAACCUGGAAAUGUCUCUGUGACUGUCACCUUUCAUUUUCAGAAGACCCCCGAGGACUCGAUCUGGUUGCCUAUUUUUAUCCUGCUGCAAAUACCGCUUAUUAUGUACAUCUGUGGGGAUGAACCCAGCUGCCCCCCGCCCCAGAGGUCACAGAAAAGCCCCUCUGUUUUCGCCCCGUCAGAAGCUAGCAUGUCACUGAAAAGCGAGCCCAGAGUAAACACUUCUGCGCUGCAGAAAAUCGCCGCAGACAUGAGCAACCUGAUAGAAAAUCUCGACACCCGGGAACUCCACUUUGAGGGGGAGGAGGUGGAGUAUGACGCAUCUCCAGGAGACCCCAAGACUCAGGAAGAGCACAUCCCAUUCUCUUCUAUUUACAACACUCAAGGAUUUAAGGAGCCCAACAUCCAGACCUACCUCUCCGGCUGUCCCAUAAAAGCACAAGUGCUGGAAGUGGAGCGCUUCACGUCUACGACGCGGGUGCCAAGCAUCAGUCUGUACACUAUCGAGUUAACACACGGGGAAUUCACGUGGCAAGUUAAGAGAAAAUUCAAGCACUUCCAGGAAUUUCAUAGAGAGCUGCUCAAGUACAAAGCCUUUAUCCGAAUCCCCAUUCCCACCAAAAGACAUACAUUCAGAAGACAAAAUGUCAAAGAAGAGCCCCGAGAGAUGCCCAGUCUGCCCCGUUCAUCAGAAAAUGCCAUCCAAGAAGAACAGUUCUUUGGCAGGAGGAAGCAACUGGAAGAUUACUUGACAAAAAUUCUAAAAAUGCCCAUGUACAGAAACUAUCAUGCCACGACAGAGUUCCUUGAUGUAAGCCAGCUGUCUUUCAUCCAUGAUUUGGGACCAAAGGGCCUGGAAGGGAUGAUCAUGAAAAGAUCUGGGGGACACAGGAUCCCAGGUUUGAAUUGCUGUGGCCAGGGAAGAGCCUGCUACCGGUGGUCAAAAAGGUGGUUGAUCGUGAAAGACUCUUUCUUGCUAUAUAUGAAGCCAGACAGUGGAGCUAUUGCCUUUGUCCUGCUUGUAGAUAAAGAAUUCAAAAUAAAAGUUGGACGGAAAGAGACAGAAACGAAGUACGGACUUCGAAUCGAUAACCUUUCAAGGACACUCAUUUUAAAAUGUAACAGCUACAGACACGCCCGGUGGUGGGGAGGGGCCAUAGAAGAGUUCGUCCAGAAACAUGGCGCUGACUUUCUCAAAGACCAUCGCUUUGGUUCCUAUGCGGCUGUCCAGGAGAACGUUUUAGCUAAAUGGUAUGUGAAUGCCAAAGGUUACUUUGAAGAUAUCGCAAAUGCAAUGGAAGGGGCAUCGGAGGAGAUUUUUAUCACAGACUGGUGGUUGAGUCCGGAAAUCUUCCUGAAGCGCCCAGUGGUGGAAGGUAAUCGCUGGAGGCUGGACUGUAUCCUCAAACGGAAAGCACAACAAGGCGUGCGGAUUUUCAUAAUGCUUUACAAAGAGGUAGAGCUAGCGCUCGGGAUCAACAGCGAGUACAGCAAGCGGACUUUGAUGCGGCUUCACCCCAACAUAAAGGUGAUGCGGCACCCAGACCAUGUGUCAUCCAGUGUCUAUCUGUGGGCUCAUCAUGAGAAGCUUGUCAUUAUCGACCAGUCGGUGGCUUUUGUGGGUGGGAUUGACCUGGCCUACGGAAGGUGGGAUGACAAUGAGCACAGACUCACAGAUGUGGGCAGUGUGAAGCGGGUCACCUCAGGACUGUCUAUGGGCUCCCUCACAGCAGCAACAAUAGAGUCUAUGGAAUCCUUAAGCCUCAAGGAUAAGCAUGAAUCUCAUAAAAAUGAGCCCAUCUUGAAGGGUGUUGAUGAUACAGACACCAAGCUGAAAGGAAUAGGAAAGUCCCGGAAAUUCUCCAAAUUUAGUCUCUAUCGACAACUGCACCGUCGCCAUCUGUACAACGCGGACAGCAUCAGCAGCAUCGACAGCUCCUCCAGUUAUUUUAACCACUGUAGAAGCCACCAGAAUUUAAUCCAUGGUUUAAAGCCCCACUUGAAACUCUUUCGCCCCUCCAGUGGGUCUGAACAGGGCCUCACUAGACACAGCGCCGAUACUGGCUCUAUCCGAAGUGUGCAGACAGGUGUUGGAGAGCUACAUGGAGAGACCAGGUUUUGGCAUGGGAAGGAUUACUGCAACUUUGUCUUCAAGGACUGGGUUCAGCUGGACAAGCCUUUCGCUGAUUUCAUCGACAGGUACUCCACCCCCCGGAUGCCUUGGCAUGAUAUUGGUUCUGUGGUCCAUGGGAAGGCAGCUCGUGAUGUGGCUCGCCACUUCAUCCAGCGCUGGAACUUCACAAAGAUAAUGAAGCCAAAAUACCGUUCCCUUUCAUAUCCCUUUCUGCUCCCAAAGUCUCAAGCCACUGCGCAUGAGCUGAGGUACCAGGUGCCAGGGGCCGUCCACGCCAAAGUACAGUUGCUCCGAUCUGCAGCUGACUGGUCUGCUGGCAUAAAGCACCAUGAAGAAUCGAUCCACUCUGCUUACACCCAUGUAAUAGAAAACAGCAAGCACUACAUCUAUAUUGAAAACCAAUUUUUCAUAAGCUGCGCUGAUGAUAAAGUCGUAUUCAACAAGGUGGGCGACGCUAUUGCCCAAAGAAUCCUGAAAGCCCACAGGGAAGGCCAGAGAUAUCGGGUGUACGUUGUGAUACCGCUGCUGCCAGGAUUCGAAGGAGACAUUUCCACAGGCGGAGGGAAUGCUCUACAGGCGAUAAUGCACUUCAACUACAGAACCAUGUGCAGAGGGGAGAACUCCAUCCUUGGACAGCUGAAACCAGAGCUUGGUAACCAGUGGAUAAAUUACAUAUCGUUUUGUGGCCUGAGAACACAUGCAGAGCUGGAAGGAAACCUAGUCACUGAGCUCAUCUAUGUCCACAGCAAGUUGCUAAUUGCUGAUGACAACACAGUCAUUAUUGGUUCUGCCAACAUCAAUGACCGGAGCCUGCUGGGGAAGCGAGACAGUGAAAUGGCUGUCAUAGUGCAGGACACAGAGACGGUCCCAUCAAUAAUGGAUGGAAAAGAAUAUCAAGCUGGCCGCUUUGCCCAAGGCCUUCGGCUACAGUGCUUCAGGCUUGUCCUUGGCUAUCUUUCUGACCCAAGUGAGGACAUUCAGGAUCCUGUGAGUGACAAAUUCUUCAAGGAGAUCUGGGUUUCAACAGCAGCCCGAAAUGCUACCAUUUAUGAUAAGGUGUUCCGGUGCCUUCCCAAUGAUGAAGUGCACAAUUUAAUUCAGUUGAGAGACUUUAUAAACAAGCCCAUCUUAGCAAAAGACGAUCCUGUCCGAGCUGAGGAAGAACUGAGAAAGAUCCGUGGGUUCUUGGUACAGUUCCCCUUUUAUUUCUUAUCCGAAGAAAAUCUGCUGCCUUCCGUUGGAACCAAAGAAGCCAUUGUGCCAAUGGAGGUUUGGACUUAAGACAAACUCCUUCACAACUCAAGGACUUUGGACCUGAAGGACACAUUGCAUAUGCUGACCUCCUAAGGACGUCAUGGCUGAAGUCAGGCCUGAGGCACUCCUGUGACCAACCCAUGGACUCUUCAGAGUGGCUGGGAGUGACAGUGGUCAUAGCGAUGUAAAGACACUGGACAUAAGCAAGGCUUUGUUGUUUCUCCUGCUUCUCAUUGAGAAAAUCAGCUACAUUCUUGCUGCUAGCAUAUACUCAAGCAACACCCAACACAGAUGCCAAAUCUAUGAUAUAGAUCAAAAGCCAUUUUCCUUUGCUAACAAGAAUCUGCCUGUAACUGUGAUCCAAGUUGCCAAAAGUUGCCUGAACUCUCCUGUUCUUCUCUGAUGUUCAUGUAUGCAGCAGGAGCCCCCAGCCACAGGCAUGCCCUCAGCUUUUCAUCCAUACAGCACUGUUUAAGAAACUGCUUAUCAAUGAAUGAUGUUGGAGAGCUGCUUUGAGAGUCUUCAAGGGUCCAGAUGAUGCCUUUACCCACCUGGUGCUGAUGGGAGGGUUUUUAGCAAGCCAACAAGUUGUUCUUUGUUCUCUUAUAGUCACUGUAGGGGCAGGACAGACUUUGCCUGUCUACCCACUUUAGGCACUUCUGAGGACAUCAAUACUGUAUCUAAACAACAGGAAGGCAUUAAACUUCAAUGCGGAAGGAUUUUCCUUGGUUCCCAAAAGUACUGCCCAGCUGUGUCCUUGUCACUGAGCCCAUCAGAUAAAAUUUGUAAACAUGUGCAGCUUAUGUCAAUACAUAGCAACCAGAUAAACACAGAUGGAACCUCCAAGGUGUCAGUGGGAAUACAGUUCAGAUAAAGGACAAGAUUUCCCCCAGUCUGCAGAAACACUGUCCUCCUUAGCCACUGGAUUGAUAAAAGAAAGAAAGUUUAAUUUCUCCAUAAUAGGUCCAGUGGAUGUAAUUUGUCUUCCAAAAGAAUCGAAGGCAUUAGGAUGCCUUUCAGCUAGCGAGCAUGAGUCUAACCUUAUUUACCCUUCAGUUUUCCAAUAUAUCUUCUUCAGGGGAAAAAGUAAUUAUAAGAGAUGAGCUACUUUGCUUACACUGUUAACUAUACAGUAACAUUCCAAUACAGCUUCCAAAGAGGCUGCAAUAAUAAUUCACGUUGUCCCAGUCAGAAAUGUGGAUAUCCACUUUCCCUUAUGGUAUGGUGUCCCUUGUAGACCAAAUUUCAGUGUUCUUCUUGCAUCCUGGGAGUGUCUGUGGGUUCCUGGAAGCCUGGGAUGCAGGCAUGUGGUAUAGCUACGUUACUGUAAGCAAAAGGGAUUGCUGGAGCAAAAUAUCCUUUUGGAGUCCACUUCAAAGCAACCCCCAACCCCUGUUUUCAUGAACAAAUAUGCUGAUUUAAAAGAUGACACAGGACCACAAAGCCAGUGCUAUGGGUUGGUAACAGAGUGACAGUCACAUCCAAGGAAGGAUGUCACCCCAGGGAACAUUCCACAGACGAGGUGGGAUUUGUAACCAACAAUGGAAAUUAAUAUGUUUUUAUGAAUAAAUAAGUUAUUUCUUACAUGGCCAAGGA